UUCUAAUCAUUAAUCCAGGAACGCCAUUACCAGGGCUCAGAGAGGUGACUGGCGUGAGCAGGGAAAUACUGAAAACCUACAGAAACCAGACAACUUUUGAGACAUGAAAACAGGGCCAUGGAAGUAAAUAUAUUGUGAUCAGAGAAGCUAGGUAAUGCACAAGGCAACAAAAUAGGUAAACCCAUGUAUUAAUGUCACAAGACCUGGAGAAGACUGACGUUUGGAACAGGAUUCAACCCACAACAUGUACAGCCAAAAGCGUUACGACAACCCUCCAGACUACAGCCCACCAACUUACAUUCAGCAGCAUAGCCAUGGUCCUGGAUCAUACGCUUACCACAUGAACUCUACCCACCCUGACUCCUUCUGUAUGGAAGAUGUGCCACCACAACAUUUCUACAAGUGGAAGUCUCCUCCUGGCAUUGUCCGAAUUCUACAAGCCAUUAUUGUUUUUCUGUGUUUGACAAUCUUUGCCUGUGUGGCCUCAACAUUAUCGUGGUUUUAUAAUUAUGGAGGGCUUGGAUAUAUGGGUGGAAUGGGUGGAAUGGGUGGAAUGGGUGGAUACCUAGGUGGUUAUAGCAAUAUGUAUGGGUAUGGGUACGGCUAUGGCUAUGGGAUGACCAAUCCCCAAGCUGCAAGUGGUUUUAUGAUGGCAAUGAGCAUUUUAACUUUUAUAGCCAUGCUAGGUUUAUUUAUAGCAAGUGUAACUAAAGCAAGUGGCUCUCGGUCUCGUAAAUUCUUUUUGAUUAUAGUAGUGCUGAGUGCUAUUUUAGCCACGAUGGACCUUAUUGCUUCUAUUGUCUAUAUUGUUGGCGUAAAUCCAAGAGCACAGAUGGGUGGCAACAUGUACUACAGUCAGAUGUUAGCAAUGUGUAACCAGAUUUACAGCCCAAUGUCAUCUGGAGCAGGCUAUAUGAAUCAGUACCUGUACCAUUACUGCAUGGUGGAUCCACAGGAGGCCAUUGCUAUAGUCUGCGGUUUUAUUGUAGCCAUCCUUCUAUGUGUCAUAUCCUUCUUUGCCCAAAAGACAAGAAGUAAGAUCUGGCGUUUCGGGGAGCCAAACAUUUACUGGGAUAAGCCUUUUGAAACAUAUCAGGAGGGGCCAAAUGUUGAGGAGUGGGUAAAAAGUGUUCCAGGUGGUCCUCCUGAUGAAACUGCUACCAUCAUUUACUCUGAGAAAUCACAGAGCCCUAUGAAGGCACUGAGUAAUAAUAGCAUCUACAAACCACCUAGAGAAGAGUUUGAACAAGGAGUUAACAGUCCCCUUACCAGUAGCCCACCUGCAUCAGUUAGAGAGACACAGGACCAGAGCAGGGGAAGGACACCAGCCCGCAGGGGUCGACGAUGGAGAAGAAAUCCAGAGUUGGAUGAAUCCCAGUAUGAAACAGAUUACACAACAGCAGUUGAGUCUGGGGAUGAAAGAGAUCUGGAGGAAUGGGACAGUUUGUAUCCGCCAAUUACUUCCGACUCCCAGCGCCAGGAUUAUAAGCGAGAGUUUGAUUCGGACCUGAAGCGAUACAAGAAAAUGUGUGCAGAAAUGGAUGAUAUCAACACUCAGCUGCAGCAGCUUAACAAGCAACUAGAUGGGCUGACCGAAGGCACCACUCAGUACCAGGGAGUGGCAGAGGAGUACAACAGACUGAAGAACAUCAAAAGAACUCCUGAUUACCAAACCAAGAAGAUUGAAACUAAACAACUUAGGAACAAACUGUUUCAUAUCAAAAGGAUGGUGAAUGAUUAUGACAAAGGAAGGGGUUGAUUAUCAGGAACAAACAUGCAAUAUCUGAAAUAUCCCCUAGAGGGCAACCAAUGCUGGCAGUUCAAGCAAAGGCAAUAGAAUUUUAAUAAGGACACUUCUAAGGAUUGAUAUUAGAAAUGAGCGAAUUUCCGGUUAUAAAAUUUGUUUGCAAUUCGUUUACUGGUAAAAGGUGAAUUGCGUUAUGGUCUCUGUUACCAUAACGGAAUAUAUAACGCAAUUCACCUUUUACCAGUAAACGAAGUGUGAAUGAAUUUCAAAAUAUGAAAUUCGCUCAUCUCUAAUUGAAUGUAUACAUACUGUAUUUAUAUAAUUUUAUCUAUAGAAAUACCUACAUAGACAUAUAGAUAUAGAUAGUAUUUGGAGACUAGCUCGAUUUCAGUCUAUUUAAAGGUUGGAAGGUUAAAAUGUUGGUCUCCAUCUCACAAUGGGACUUUACUUGGAAGUGCAUUUUGCAAUGGCCUAUGGAAUAACAACCAAUUGUCUCUUCAUAAACUGAAACAUCAGCCCCAUGUUCCAUGUUCUGAAAUUCCUUCACUGUCUACAUUAGUGCCCCGGGGUUUGACCUUUUACACUGUAUAGAUUAUUUGCUAAAAAAUAUACGAAUACAUAUUUGAUAAACUGGAACUUUUGUAUCAUUAUUUGCUAAAUUUUUACGCACAUAUCUGUGAUGCAGGUUAUAAAAUUAUGUUAAAAAUGUGACAUAGCUAUAAAAAACAUCUAUUUUUAUUGUCAUACCAGCAACUUGUACGCUUUUCUUUUAUUAUUAGCUUUGAAAAAACAUGUGUUGAGAAUAAAAAAAUAAAACAUUAUGGCUUUCUAUUGAGAGUGUACACUUGUGAAUGCUGAUAAAGCAUACAUUUAGGAUCAUAUGCAUCCAAUAAUUACAUUAACUCAGUUUCUUAUUAAAUUAUUUGUCUCACCAAAGACACUGAUGGCAUUAGCAGAUUGCCACCAAUGAUAUUGAUUUAACAAUUGCUUUGAAGCAGCUCUUCAGCUAAAUGUCUGAAAACUAUGCUUAUGGAGGUUGUCUGGGCUUUUUCUAUUGAUAAUCUAUCCUCAAGAUAGGUCAUCAAUAUCAGAUCAGUGGGGGUCCAACAGCCAGCACCCCUGCUGAUCAGCUGUUUGAGGAGAUGGCAUGGUCCCAUAGACAGCAGCAGCGGACAGGAAGAGAGAAGGGAGACGGCACAUGAGCACUACGCUCGCCGUCUCCUCAAACAGCUGAUCGGUGGGGGUGACGGGUGUCGGAACCCUCCCCCCAAUCUGAUAUUCAUGACCUAUCCUGAGGAUAGGUCAUCAAUAGAAAAAUCCUGGACAACCCCUUUAAUAUAAGUAAAAGAUAUACAGUCUUUUCAACCCCCUUUUCUGUCACAAGUCACAUGGCAAAGCCAUUAAUAAAAGACUGUGCUUGUUAGGAAGUGUAUCCUUACCAAUCAGUCUUUACUACAUGAUAUUUUAGGUCAACGUUGGAUUGGAUGUCUGCAGAGAUAGGGAAAAUCAGUAGCUGUCCAGUCAUGCCAUGAAAAAUGUUUUAAGAAAAAAAAAACAUAAAUACAUUUAGGUGUAGAACCUGUCAUUGCUGCAAUGGUUAUUAUUACAAUUUACAGUUUUCUUAUACAGACUUUUCUUUUGCUGUUUCUUCUUCCAUAUUGGGUCCCAGGAGGGAUAUGUAAGCAAAUCUUUCAUUUGCUUCUCUUCCUCACUCUCCCUUCCUAUUUUUGGUAAAAGAGGGAGCUGAAAUUUCCAUGUGUAGGUGAGUCCUAAUUAUUACAAGAGGCUGUGACACAUUGAUGUUUCAUAGUUUUUACCAUGACAUUUUCUGUAAACAUGCAAACACGUCCAAGACAUCUUACUAGAAAGUUAUUAUUUUUCUAUAUUAGCCAUGCCAUUAAUAUAUAUGAAUAUUAUUGUCAUUAAGAUAACAUUAGUAUGAAUGAACAAGCUUGGUAAUGUAUCUGAACCAGUUUGGUGCUCACCUAACAUUCCUAAACUCAGAUGUUUCUGAAGACUCGGGGGCAGAUUUAUGAAUUCUAUAGAUAAACUUAGGCUUUCUAGACCUGCACCAGAUUUAUCACAGUGGCUCGGGCUCAAUGGUGAAUUUGGUGCAUGGCUAGACACUUAUGUCUAACUCUACACAACUACUGGUUGGCUUACGUUGAAAGACUUUUAUGCAAGAAUUGUAGCAUGAAUUUGGCACAAAAUGUUGCCUAUUUGGCAAUGCCCCUUUCCAGUGAAACCACCCUCCUUUUCUAUUAAUCCCAAUACCUUGUCAGGUAGACAGAUAGAUUCUCCAAAUAUAGAUGUGCCAAAUUCCCCUACAUUUUGGCACAAUUUACACCAAAAUCAAGGUGCACUCACAUGAGGAAAUAUAGGCCAUGUUGUGUUGUAGGAGACAACCUGCACACUCCCACCAAUGUUACCUUCUGAUUUACAGUAUGUCAAUGACAUGGCUUAUUUUAUGAAGUGUUUACAUUCUUUAAAAUACAUGUCAAAAAAUAAGAGAAAGCUAUGUGCUAAUGAUUAAAGGGGAUGGCUCAUUGCACACAUUGCUGGCAUAUCACUAGGAUAUGGCACCUCUCUCUAGAACGGGGACCCCAAAGUGAAGGAGAGCCCACUGUGCAUGCGUGGCAUACUCUCCAUUCACUUCUAUGGGAGUUCCGAAAAGAGCUGAGCGACCAUUGUGUGAGAUGGGACAAUACCUUAAACAAUACACUAUCCCAAAUUUACAGAAAAAAUAUCUAAGAAUACGAAGAAUCGAGACAUUAUACAGAUCCAUAUCCACACUGUAGUAUAUAGAAAUCUGCCAUAACAUAAUGUCCCAGUAAUUACAUCUUUUUCCGCUGAACAUUUUAUGGCUUUUAUUAGUUGUUUUAGUUGCCAAAAUAUAAUGCUGCUACCAUAGUGUACAAAAUCCAUCACAGGGAAACUGAGCAUCAAUUUAUUUUCCUAUACAACCUAUUCACAUAAAUCUUGUCCAGGUGGGUACUCUGCUCACAACUACAUGGAAAUCUAUAGCACUAUUAAACACUGGAGUCAGAAUUAUUCACUAUGUAAGAUACAACAAAGGCAAUGUUGGGUACUGUCUUCAGAAUAUGCAGUCAUAUGAUCACUUUACAUUAUAAAGUCAUAAUAUAAAUCAGUAGAGAUCAAUAACAUCACACUGUAUACGGAAGAAAUCCGUUCAUGUCUUCAUAAUUAUAUUAUAUUAAACAACAACCAAACUAUAAUGUUUUAUCCUGUCCCCAUAUAUCUGCAUAGCUUUUCUGUGUCUUUCUGUGCCUAUAUAACGUGACAAAAAAAUUAUCUUUUGUAUCUGUACUUUUAUAAAUAAAAUAAAUUGUUUGAUUUGUACGAAU
This is a messenger RNA of Bufo gargarizans (Asiatic toad), 5112 nucleotides long. RefSeq names its product occludin-like. Bases 245 to 1759 code for a protein of 504 amino acids. Gene Ontology annotation, biological process: positive regulation of transcription elongation by RNA polymerase II; snRNA transcription by RNA polymerase II; bicellular tight junction assembly. NCBI's taxonomy places the organism in Eukaryota, Metazoa, Chordata, Amphibia, Anura, Bufonidae. Gene Ontology annotation, molecular function: cis-regulatory region sequence-specific DNA binding. Gene Ontology annotation, cellular component: membrane; bicellular tight junction; transcription elongation factor complex. The record is from RefSeq and is a predicted model, not a curated record. The transcript has 8 exons.